AUGGACUCCCCACAAAAAAAGCUUGGAUCCAUGGACGGCGAGCUGCUGCCUGUGAGUGCGAGUGCGACCGUGGCCAAGAAGACCUUGGCCGCUCGUCUGUUCCAGGAUCAUGUCCUGCUGCUCAGCGCUUGGGCGCUCUUCACGGCCUUCGUCCUCGUCGUCUCCUGCGCAUUGGGCUACGCAAUCGCCUACGCACUCGACCACUUCCACGUCCCCUGCAGCCAGGCCUCCUUCUUUCUGCGGUGCCACAAGCCGACGGACGCGGAGGCCGCCGAGGUGACCGCCCUAGUGAUCGGGAUGCUGUGCUGCGCUACACUCCAGGCGGCCGCGGCGGCGCUGGCGCUGCUGCUCCCGUGCCGCCGUCCCUGGGUCCGCUGCGCCCUCGCCUACCUCGCCCUCGCGCUCACCAUCGCCGGCCACUGCAUGUACGCAGUCUUCCUCAACCACUUCGCCAACCCAGGAGACCUCUUCUUCAAGAUCUGCUGGACCGUGGCCUUCGUCGUCCUCGAGGCGGAUGACAUGAUCUGCUUGCUGGUCCUCCUGCUCCUAGCUUCCAAAGAAUAA
Molecule: messenger RNA, 564 nt
Organism: Triticum turgidum subsp. durum (durum wheat)
Lineage: Eukaryota; Viridiplantae; Streptophyta; Magnoliopsida; Poales; Poaceae
Source: the annotation of a GenBank genome assembly